Molecule: messenger RNA, 828 nt
Organism: Leptopilina boulardi
Lineage: Eukaryota; Metazoa; Arthropoda; Insecta; Hymenoptera; Figitidae
Gene: mRpL50
Product: 39S ribosomal protein L50, mitochondrial
Exons: 5
Coding region: 3-740 (245 amino acids)
Cellular component (GO): mitochondrial large ribosomal subunit; mitochondrion
Source: RefSeq, a predicted model, not a curated record
UGAUGCUGCUCUAUCACUACUACUACUACUCCUACUAUUGCAUCCUCGUCGUCGUCGUCGUCGUCAUCGUCACAAUUAUUGAAAUUGGAACCAAGAAAAAUAUGGCCGCGCUUAGGAAGCAUGCUUCUUUUUUUCUUUCCAAUUCACUUUUAAGAACAAUAAAUUCACUUGAAAAUACAUUAACGGGAAUAACACUGAUAGUCACACGGGGAAAGAAAAGAAUAGUUCCCGUCAAAAAGGUCACUAUCGAAUCAACACGAGUGUCUCUUGCUUCAAAAGGAUUUCUGCGUAAUUACAAAGAAUACCAUCCGGCUGAAGAUGUUUCUGAACGACUAAAUGUUUUGUGCGAAGAAAAUGGAAUUGCAAUAUUAAAUGAUACACAACUAACAGAUAGAAUUAAACGUUUUAAUUUACUAGUUUGUUGCGAAGAAGAAUUUCAGCACACAAUACCAAAUUCUUUACUAUGCUCUAUUGAAACAAUAGGUGAUUUGAGAAAUUUUUAUGAAACUCCAGUAAAUACAACAACGCCUCUUGAUUCACUUCAAACUGCAGAUUUACCAAAAAAUUUACAUGUGAUUUACGAUUAUAAUCGCUUCCAUCCAGAAACUGACACAAAGUUUGAUGGUAAAACUGCUUUUCCAAUGAGCUCUACAAUAGUAACAGGUUUAAAAUACAAGAAAAAAUAUCCUGGUCAUAAGCAAAAGUUAACACUUUAUGAGAAAGACGUGUUAGACUUAUAAUAAUUUUGAGCUUUAUUAAUUUCGGUAUUAUUGUAAUAUAAUGUUGUACAAAAAAAAAAAAUAAAUAAAAUUCAAACUACAAAAUUCA